AUGAGCGACGGGACAGAAGUGACCGAGAUCCGUGCGGCAGCCAUGUCCACGUACCAGGACAACGCCGACUUUGAGUUUUCCCGAGUGAAACAGGAUGUGUAUGACCGAAGACAUUUGGGGCCCAAGAUGGCGGAAGACCAAGUUGAGUUGGAGUCUCAGAUCAGCAAGUACUACCAUUUGGAGGAGUUGGCGGCCUUCUUACGGGGCACGGCCACACAUAAGGGGUACAAGAACGUGACCCUCCAGUUUCCAGAUCUGUUGGUUUGUGAUAGUGCCACUGUUGUCCAUGAGAUCCAGAGAAGAUUGAAAGAGGUGAAGCAAGAGAAGGAAGUGGACAAUGAGAGCUGUCAGAAAGAGGGCUGCAAGGAAGAGAGCUCCCAGAAGGAGUGCUGUAAGGAAGUGAGCUCCCAGAAAGGGUGCUGUCAGACUGGAAAAGCCUGUUGUGAUGCCACAAAGACAUCCGGAACCCGUUCCGAUGAUGGACAAAAGGUGUGGAUUCUCGCUGAUACUUCGUACUCUCCAUGUUGUGUGGAUGAAGUUGCCGCUGAGCAUGUCCAUAGUGAUCUUGUAGUUCAUUUUGGAGACGCUUGUCUCAACACGGUUGCCAAACUCCCCGUGGCUUAUGUGUUGGGGACCCCUCAUCUUGACAUAGACAAAGUUGUAACCCUUGUCAAGGAGCAAUACUCCGUUGAAGAUCAAAUCCUUCUUAUGGCUGACGCCACCCAUACUCCAUACCUCAAGAACAUCCAUGCGGAAUUGGUGGCGUCUGGGUACAACAAUUGUGCGUACGCUGACCUUUUCACGCCGUCUGUAGGACUGGAGAUCAUUGGAUACACUCCUACAAGUGAAGGAGCCUUUCCCCUUGAUGAAUUAAAUAGACAAUUUGUAGCUCUGACAGCACCUUCAUCUCUUUCUGAAUGGAACCUUUUCCAUAUUUCGCAGCCAGCAGCUCCACGUCUUCUUCAACUCACCACCAAAUUCCAAUCGGUUGUUGUUUAUGACACUGCCGAUGAAAAGAUAAGUACCACCAUGCAGCCCAACCUCAUGAGAAGGUACAGGUUUGUCAACGUGGCACGUACUGCCGGAACCGUGGGACUUUUGGUCAACACACUUUCCCUUGCCAACACCAAGACUCUUCUCAAUAAACUCAUCCAACGAAUCAAGGACGCCGGGAAGAAACAUUAUGUGUUUGUCGUGGGGAAGCCCAACGUGGCCAAAUUGGCCAAUUUUGAAAAUAUCGAUGUUUGGUGUGUCCUUGGUUGUGACCACCAGGGGAUCAUUCUUGACCAGACCAACGAGUAUUUCAAACCAAUUGUGACUCCUAGCGAGUUGUUGUUGUCCUUGAGCGAUGAGUUGACAUGGACAGGUGAAUGGGUGACCAAUUUCAAAGAAGUGAUCAAGAGAAUGGAAGAGGAGGAUGGGAACCAAGACACUCAUGAGGAAGAGUCUCAAGAUCCUUACGAUUCGGAUGAAGCUCCAGAGUUCGAUCCCGUGACCGGGAAAUAUGUGAGCACUUCAAGACCAUUGAGAAGAUUACAACAUCUACAAGUGACGGCUGAAGAAGAACAGGCCUCGGCCUCGGCCCAGGGUCUGGCCCUGGCCCUGGCCCUGGAAGCACUGGACUCUGGCAGUUUGGUCAAACGGUUUUCCAACACCGUGGCCAUCAAGAACACCGUUUCGACCUCUGCUAUCCACUUGCAAACUCGUACAUGGACCGGUCUUGGGAGUGAUUUCCAAGAGGAAGGUGUAGAUGAAGAGGGUGCAUUGGUUGAAGAGGGCCGUGGAGGGGUUGCCAGAGGGUACGAUUUUGAUAGAGAAGCGCAUAAAUAG
Messenger RNA from [Candida] anglica, 1830 nucleotides. NCBI's taxonomy places the organism in Eukaryota, Fungi, Ascomycota, Pichiomycetes, Serinales, Debaryomycetaceae. The record is from the annotation of a GenBank genome assembly.